Molecule: messenger RNA, 2087 nt
Organism: Electrophorus electricus (electric eel)
Lineage: Eukaryota; Metazoa; Chordata; Actinopteri; Gymnotiformes; Gymnotidae
Source: RefSeq, a predicted model, not a curated record
AGCAGAAAGCAGAAGGUUGUGGACAAAGAGGGGGUCACUCAAAACAGUUUAAAGGAGAAACCUAUGACAGAAAUAAGGCUUCACAGCAAAAGUGACUUGAGCGAAUUGAUGUGAAUGAGGAAAAGUGAAUGAGAGAGAAACAAAAUGACAUACUGGGCUGCUUCAGUAAUCUAACACUGACACUGGUGGUGAUCAUAUGGGCAGAUGUCACUUCUCAGUGCAUUCCCUCAUAAGCCCUUGGAAAGAGGAGAUACAUUACAAAUGAGGAGGGUAUCAUGGGAACAGCAGAGCCUGUGUGCUGUCAUCAUCAUGGAAGCAGGCAAGAUGUCAGGCCAGCAACCACACCACUACUUGUGAUGCAGUAAUUUGGAAAGAAAAGACCCUCCCCCUCCUUGUGUGGGGGCUUGGGGUUUCUCUGAUCAGGCUACUGUCUGGACACCAGAGAUAAAGUUUCAUGGGGUACUAAACCUUUGAAACUGGAUACACUAAAGAGACAACACCACUGUCCUAGGAAAUUAAGAAGGCUGCAUUCUCUCCAUCCUAUGGGAGAAGGUCCACACUAGAUGACAACCUGAUGACAACCUGAUGGAAACACAUGACUACAUUCCGCACCAUUGGCAGAGAUGAGCUCAAAUAAUAUACUUGGAAAUGGGGAAAUCUGGAUUUUGAUCAUUGCUCCAGAAUGACCUAAGUGUCUGACUGAUGUUUAUCAGAGCUUCAGGGCAGACGUUUCCUAUCUGGACAAAUGAGAGGAAAAUGAAUAAAAGCAGUUUCACUUGUGAAAAUGAAACAGUUUCAGACAUUAAAGAAUAUCAGCGUUAUACCUAUGCAGUCAUCUAUACAGUAAUCCUGGUCCCAGGGCUGAUCAGUAAUGUGCUGGCACUCUGGGUCUUUCAUGCAUACGUGAAAGAGACCAAGAAGGCUGUGAUCUUCAUGAUCAACCUGGCCAUUGCCGACCUGCUGCAGGUACUGUCAUUACCUUUGCGCAUAUACUACUACCUGAACAAAUCCUGGCCAUUCGGCCAUACUCUCUGCAUGUUCUGCUUCUACCUGAAGUAUGUCAACAUGUAUGCAAGCAUCUACUUCCUGGUGUGCAUCAGUGUCAGACGCUGCUUGCUCAUUAUCUACCCGCUGCGGUACAGCAUGACGAAGAGGCGCUUGGACCGCAGCUGGUGCACGGCAGGCUGGUUCAUCGUGUGCGUCGGCUGCUUGCCUUUCCCCCUGCUGAGAAAGGAUCCCUCAGCUCCAAAUACUUGCUUCUCAGAGCUGCCCAUGAUGAACCUUACCAUAGGAAGCGGAGUGACACUUGUCACGGUGGCAGAGCUAACAGGGUUCGUUCUGCCGCUAGCUGUGGUACUCACGUGCACGUGGUUAACCGCUGCCAGCCUGCGUGAGAAGAACUGCGUGCUGCAAGAUGCCGGAGAAAAACGCAAGGCCCUAAAGAUGGUGCUUAGCUGUGCCUGUGUCUUUCUGGUGUGUUUCAUGCCUUAUCACAUUACUUUCCCUUUGGACUUCCUAGCCAAAUCUAAUAGGGUCAACUGCACAUUCAGGAGUGCCGUACAGCGCUCCCAUCCUAUCACCUUGUGUCUGGCCAGCUUGAACUCCUGCCUUGACCCAGUCAUGUACUACUUCACCACUGAUGAAUUCAAGCGGCGUCUCUCAAGGCCGGAGUUGGCGGAAAGCCUUCAUAUGCAGCGCAGGAUCUCGUGUACCACAACUGAAGCGACAGCAUUGCACUCUGAACAAGAGGAGUAAAGAUAUCGCUCCACUACCUGCAUAUCAGGAGUGUAUUAUGUCCUAAUUCACACAAUGGAGAAGAUUUUGAAAUGUGAAUAAUCUAUAUACUGUGAGCCAGAGUUCAUGUAAAACUGUGAUCAGUCAACGCUGAAUAUUUAUGAACGAACAUGGUGAAGCCCUAAUAAUGAGCCAUGAAUUAUCUGUUGUUCAUGUGUGCAUAUUUAAGUAUAAGAUGACACAUUAUACUACUGAAGACUUCUGACCAAUGAAUUAAGCACAGCUUAAUGCAAAUACCCAGUAAAUUCAUAUCUCAUAGCUAAAUUGAAAAAAAAUAAUCAGUAAACAUUUUU